Aspergillus fijiensis CBS 313.89 is the source of this 1707-nucleotide messenger RNA. RefSeq names its product putative siroheme synthase. Gene Ontology annotation, molecular function: uroporphyrin-III C-methyltransferase activity. The coding region runs from base 1 to 1707 and encodes 568 amino acids. The transcript has a single exon. The record is from RefSeq and is a predicted model, not a curated record. Gene Ontology annotation, biological process: siroheme biosynthetic process; sulfate assimilation. NCBI's taxonomy places the organism in Eukaryota, Fungi, Ascomycota, Eurotiomycetes, Eurotiales, Aspergillaceae.
AUGCGGGAUGCAUCAAAUACCAGCUCCCCCGCGCCGUUGUUGACGGCGGUCAACGUCGAGUCGCAGGUGCAUUUGAUCAUUGGAGCCAACCCGCUGGCUGCCGCUCGAUGUGCGAAGAGCGUUGAGGCCGGCGCAAAGCCCAUUCUCAUCACCCCCGAACCGCAGGAGGGGCUGCAAUAUACGCUUCUUGAGCGGAUCGAGAGUGGUUCCGUGCAGUGGGUUCGCCGGGAUUUUCAAGACAAUGACCUGACCAGCCUGGGGAGGGAAGAAGUCGACCGCGUGGUUGACACAGUCUUUGUUACCCUGGGCGGAAGUGACCCGCGCAGCGCACACAUCUCCAAGCUCUGUCGACGGCUUCGGAUCCCGGUGAAUGUGUCCGAUGCUCCCGAGCUCUGCACAUUUACGCUCCUAUCCACAUAUUCUGAUGGGCCCCUACACAUUGGCAUCACGACGUCGGGACGCGGGUGUAAACUGGCGUCUCGGCUGCGGCGAGAGAUCUCGUCUUCGCUGCCAUCGAAUCUCGGAAGCGCCAUUGACAGACUGGGCGCCGUGAGGAAGCGGCUCUGGGCUGAAGACCACGCAGCCGGACUGUGUGAUACGGCACUCGAGGGUGACGAGGACGACUCCACCGGUCAGCGCCAUACAUUCAACACCCUAGUGACCGAGGACGACAUUUCCGCCGCCAAAACCCGACGCGUGCGCUGGCUCUCGCAGAUUUGCGAGUACUGGCCCCUCCGCAAGCUCGCCGCCAUCACGGAUGCCGAUAUCGAGACCAUCCUUGAGGCCUAUUCAGCUGGCAAAGACCAACCCACCAACAGCAGCCAGAAUGAGUCGAGCAGUCUGGCCCGACGAGGAAAGAUUGUCUUGGCUGGUUCCGGCCCCGGCCACCCGGACCUCCUUACCCGGGCCACUUACAACGCCAUCCAAAAUGCCGACCUCAUCCUUGCCGACAAACUCGUACCUGCUCCGGUCCUGGAGCUGAUCCCGCGCCGGACGGAGGUGCAUAUCGCGCGCAAGUUUCCCGGUAAUGCGGACCAAGCGCAAGAAGAGUUCCUGCAGAUGGGGCUGGAGGCGCUCCGUCGAGGCCGGCACGUCCUCCGUCUCAAGCAAGGAGACCCCUACUUGUAUGGGAGGGGCGGCGAGGAAUUCGAGUUCUUCCGCGGCCAGGGCUACGCGCCAAUUGUACUGCCGGGUAUCACAAGUGCCCUGAGUGCGCCGCUCUUCGCAGACAUCCCGGCCACCCACCGCGGAGUAUCAGACCAGGUGCUGGUGUGUACGGGUACAGGUCGCAAGGGCGCCGCGCCCGCUCCGCCGACAUACGUGCCAACCCAAACGGUGGUGUUUCUGAUGGCGCUGCACCGGUUGUCAGCGUUGGUGGAGUCUUUGACCACGCUGCCAGCGGCGAGUGAUGACAAAGAUGAGUCGUCGCAGCCAACGCGGACGCCCUGGCCGAAGGAGACGCCCUGUGCGAUCAUUGAGCGGGCUUCGUGUACGGAUCAGCGGGUGAUCCGGUCCACAUUGGAGCAUGUGAGUGCUGCAUUCGAGGCGGAGGGGUCCAGGCCCCCUGGGCUGUUGGUUGUGGGAGCCAGUUGCUAUGUUCUGCAUCCGGCGCAGGGACAGAAGUGGGUGGUUGAGGAAGGUUUCCGGAGCUUGGAUGAGUUGUGUUUGGAGAUGGGUGGUGGUGCUGGCAUUGAUGAGAGCCAGUGA